CUUCGGCCAUGGAAAACAGAAAAUCACUCAAAAGAGAAAAGAUGCGAUGGAUUGGAGUAGGUCGGGGCGACGACAGCAGAUGAUUUCCUACCCUUUUAGGUACCGUUAGGCAGAGGGCUGAAGAAGUAGAAAAGACACACGGCGUAGAUACUUAUUGUGGUGGGAGAGUUUCAAUCGGCAGUUUUUGGGGUUCUCUUGAAGUGAGAGCAUAUCUCUAACUGGGAAGUUUAUCGAUAAAAUGUCGCUUGAAAAGCCGUUAAAGAAGUUAGCAUCCUGUGUUAUCCUUGAUUUGGAUGGAACCCUUCUUAACACAGAUGCGCUUGUAAGUGAGAUUUUGAAAGGCUUUUUGGGAAAGUAUGGAAAGCAAUGGGACGGGAGAGAAGUUCAUAAAAUGGCAGGAACAACGCCAUUUCAGGCUGCAGCUGCUGUUGUGGAAGAUUAUGAGCUUCCUUGCACUCCAAGUCAAUUUCUUUCAGAAAUUAACCCAUUUUUCUCUGAUAAGUGGUCCAACAUCAAAGCACUCCCUGGUGCCAAUCGUUUAAUUAAACAUUUCAGCAGUCAUGGGGUCCCAUUGGCGUUAGCUUCAAACUCUACAAGGUCAAACAUAGAAAGCAAAAUAUCUUCUCAUCAAGGGUGGAAGGAAUCCUUCUCUGUCAUCAUUGGUGGUGACGAAGUGGCAUCUGGGAAGCCAUCUCCUGAAAUAUUCCUUGAAGCAGCUAAAAGGCUAAAUGUUGAUCCUUCCAGCUGUCUAGUCAUUGAAGAUUCUAUACCAGGCAUUACGGCAGGUAAGGCUGCUGGAAUGGAAGUGGUUGCUGUGCCGUCCAUUCCUAAACAAUCCCAUCUUUACACGUUGGCAGAUGUGGUGAUCAAUUCUCUGCUUGAUUUGCAACCUGAAAAUUGGGGCCUGCCUCCAUUUCAAGACUGGAUAGAGGGUACCUUACCAAUAGAACCUUGGUACAUUGGUGGCCCUGUAAUAAAGGGAUAUGGCCGUGGCUCAAAGGUACUAGGAAUUCCUACAGCAAAUCUAUCCACUGAAGGUUAUUCAGCCCUCCUUUCAGAACACCCCUCUGGGGUAUACUUUGGUUGGGCUGGACUAUCAACCAGAGGUGUUUUUAAAAUGGUUAUGAGUAUCGGUUGGAACCCAUACUUUGACAACACGGAAAAGACUAUAGAGCCAUGGUUGCUGCAUGAUUUUGCUGAAGAUUUCUACGGUGAGGAAUUACAUCUCGUCGUCAUUGGUUACAUACGACCUGAGGCCAAUUUUCCAUCCCUCGAGGGCCUGAUAGCUAAGAUUCACGAGGACAGGAGGGUUGCAGAGGCAGCUCUUGAUCUUCCACCGUAUUCAGCUUAUCGGGAGGAUCCAUAUUUGAAAAUAUCAGUCAAGAAAGACAGUCAUUUAUAAAUUUCAUAUCACCAACUUCAGUCAUUGGCCAGGUUGGUAAUGAAGUUGUUGUUUACCCUUUCAUUUUAAGGAAAUGCUUGUAACCGUGAUAUUCUUGCUUUCCGAUGAGCUUGUAAGCAAGCUCACCAACACAAAUGGGUCUGAGCCGUCAGAUAUAGUGCGGCGGGAAGACACAAACGUCCCAAUAUAUUGUUUAUUUCAACUCAAGCAUGAGAAGCAAUAAGGGAAAAUAAUCAUUUAAUA
Molecule: messenger RNA, 1645 nt
Organism: Juglans microcarpa x Juglans regia
Lineage: Eukaryota; Viridiplantae; Streptophyta; Magnoliopsida; Fagales; Juglandaceae
Product: bifunctional riboflavin kinase/FMN phosphatase
Exons: 11
Coding region: 239-1402 (387 amino acids)
Biological process (GO): FMN biosynthetic process; riboflavin biosynthetic process
Molecular function (GO): riboflavin kinase activity
Source: RefSeq, a predicted model, not a curated record